UCUGACCGAGUCAGUCAUUAUCGAGUUAAUCGCGCCGUCUCGAGUUUCGUUUAAUUUUAUUUAUACAGUUUAAUUUGUAUUGGUUUAGUGUUUUCGUAUUUUACUUUACCUACACACUGACCAUAAAUACUUUGUAUUGUGUUAUUAUUGUGCAGUGUUCAGUAUUGAAUAUUCUACAAUUUUUUUUGAAUUUAGUAUAAUGCCGCGGAAAUCUAACCUUAACAAUCAGUGUAGUAAAAAUGCACGACGUAUGCGUGCUAAUAGAGCUCAUGAAUCGGAAGAACAAAUUGCAGCAAGAAACGCAGCUCAACAAAUCAGAACAGCAGAAAUUCGCAGACAAGAGUCUCGAGAACAGCGUGAUGAACGUCUACUACAAAAUAUAUUGAGAACAAGAUCGACGCGAGAACGGCACAUAGCCACAUUUAGAGAACUUGAAAGAGAGCGACAACAAACCAACCGUGCAUUAACACGUGCAUCAUUCGUUCGCCUUGCGUUCGUAUAUGCACCGGACAUCAAUUACUCAACACAUACUAAAAUUAUAAUUGGUGCAAUGGAUAAAAUAUGCCAAUAUUGUCAAGCGUUAAAAUUCCGCAAUGAAACGAUUGGUAUGUGUUGUGCAUCUGGAAAAGUUGUACUGGCACCUCUUCCUAUUCCACCGGAACCUUUAAAAUCAUUUUUUGCUGGCGAAUCAGACGAUUCGAAAUUAUUUUUGCGUAAGAUACGCAAAUUCAAUUCUUGCUUCCAAAUGACGUCCUUUGUGCCAACUUUGUGCGUCCUUUGUGAUUUGGAAAACACGUGUUUCUCACAUGGACAGCUAUAUGUUGCCUGCUCACGUGUAGGAAAACCAUCAAAUCUCUUCGUGUUUGCGAAAGACAGGUUAACCAGGAAUGUUGUACACAAAGUAGUACUUAGAUAAUUUUUAGUUUUAAUAAUU
Molecule: messenger RNA, 934 nt
Organism: Metopolophium dirhodum (rose-grain aphid)
Lineage: Eukaryota; Metazoa; Arthropoda; Insecta; Hemiptera; Aphididae
Exons: 1
Coding region: 200-916 (238 amino acids)
Source: RefSeq, a predicted model, not a curated record